Molecule: messenger RNA, 5259 nt
Organism: Fonsecaea nubica
Lineage: Eukaryota; Fungi; Ascomycota; Eurotiomycetes; Chaetothyriales; Herpotrichiellaceae
Exons: 8
Coding region: 1-5259 (1752 amino acids)
Molecular function (GO): protein binding
Source: RefSeq, a predicted model, not a curated record
AUGGCAGAUUCCACUGCCCCUGCAGAGGUGCAGCAAGUCUAUGGGCCCGACAUCAAUGGGGCUCAUGAAGAUUUUGGCGAGAAGUUGUUGCAAGCAGCACAAGACGGCGAUGCUCAGGAAUUGAUUCGCUGUCUUAAAGCGGGGGCAGACAUCAAUGCGUUGGACGAAUCCCGUUGCACUGUCCUCCACAAAGCAGCACUGUACGGAAGAACAGAACUGACACGCAUUCUACUGGCCCGGAAUGAUCUCGAUGUCAAUGCGCAGGACGAAGAUGGGGAGACGGCCCUAUACCAAGCCACUGUAAGGAAAGAAGAAGCUAUCAUAGAGCUGCUGUUGAAGGCUGGUGCAACAAUCACAAUCGAAACCACGACGGGAGACACAGCUCUCCACCAAGCAGCAUCAGAAAACUACCUACAAGGUGUCGAGCUUCUACUUGGAAAGGGAAAGACAGCGACUAUCAAGACCAGCAAGGAAGAGACGGCUCUGCUUGUGAAUGAUAUAAAUGGUCGGGGAGACUCAGUUCUACAUGUAGCCGCUCGACAUGGCAGCGAAGACGUCGUCAAGCUUCUUCUCAAGUGCGAAGUCGAUACGACAGCCUUGGACAAGGGUCAAAAAACAGCAUUAUACAGGGCCUUUGAAAGCGAAGAGAUCUACGUUGUCAAGCUCUUACCUCCCCAGGAUGACUUACUCAAGUCCUUAGAUACCAACGAGAUGAUACAACUAGCACAUGCGACCUACAGCGGGCAUUUGUCACUGGUGCGGGAGUUGAUGAGCAAAGUAGAAUCUAAGGACAUGAUUCUCUUGCACUGGGCAGCAGCCGGAGGACAGCGGAAGGUUGCAGAGUUGUUACUUGAAAAGGGCUCUCGUGUCUCCAGCCUAUAUCAAUGUGGCACACCCUUACAUUUUGCCGCCAUAGCUGGGGAAGAAGAGGUUUCACGGCUCCUUCUCGACAACGGUGCCGAUGUCAACGCGAAUGAUCAAUAUGGCAUGACGCCCCUUCACUGGGCUGCCGAAGGAGGCUCCACAGAGGUUGUCAAGCUGCUGUUGCAGGGGCAGCGUGUCGCCAUGAUUGAUUCAGUGUCAGCCGAUGGACAAACGGCAUUACAUUGGGCCACAGAAAUGGGAAAAAGGCGUGUCGUUGAGCAUCUAUUGGAGGAGGGUGCGGAUUUCGAGUGGAGGAAUGAGGAUGGAUGUACGCCUUUACACUUGGCCAGCGUUCAAGGUCAUGCAGAGUUGAUAGAUAUCCUGAUUGAAAAGGGUGCAAACUCCGAAGCAAAACAACGAAAUGGGGGAACGCCAUUGCACCUGGCUGCUUAUAACAACAGAACGGACGCCAUCAGAAAACUACUGGAUCACAAAGUUGUCAGCAAUGCCAGGGACGACGACGAUUGGACUGUCUUACACUGGGCUGCAGACAAAGGAAGCAAAGAUGCAAUGGAAUUAUUAUUAUUAUCAUUAAAGAAAGAAAUCACAGAGAUGAUUGCGGCCGAGAACAAGGACGGGAAUACAGCCUUACACCAUGCUUGUGCAGAGGGUCAUUUUGAGGUGGUGAAACUCCUCUUGGAUAAAAUGAAAAAUACGAUCACUGCCCAGGUCGACCGCAACAAAUACGCGCUUGCUGCUGCUGCAAGGAGCGGCGCAGUAGAUGUGGUGCAGCUUCUAGUUGACUGGGAGGCAAAUUUGAUAUCUACUGGAUCCGGGGAAGAAAGGAACAUGUUCUCCAUGACAGAGGAGCAGGCCAAGUCAGUUGGAGACAUAUUGUGGAUGAAUGGAAGUCACUGGGAAAGAUCGCCCAGUUCAGCACGCUGUUCGUUGCAAUGGGCAGCUCGAAAAGGAGAUCAAUGUCUAUUGGAGAGCGUCCUAUCUAUUGAUCCCACUCUUUUGAGGAGUGGUAUCCCGGACGACGUAACACGCGCAACACCCUUGUACUGGUCUGCAUUUGGCGGUCAAGAAAAGCUUGCGAAAUUAUUGGCAGAGAAAUUGAUGGGAAAUCCCAGAAGAAAGGUGCUCCCGGAGGAAGAUGGACUCAAAGCGCUCCAAAUUGCUGUGAGGAAGGGAUACAACACCAUCGCUCAGGAUCUGUUGGAGAAAAUGUCAGAUGAGCCAGGUGAAGAGACGAACAGAUGGACUCCGCUUCACUGGGCAGUUCACUGGGCAGUACAGACUCAAGAAAAAAGCAUUGUUCAGGACAUGCUGCGCAGUGGUGCUAAACCCGAGGAGAGAAUCGAGAACGGGAUGUCGGCUCUUAAGCUCGCUGAGAAGUUGCGCGCCAAAGUGAUCCAGACGCUUCUUGAGAAUCCUUUACGGUUUCCUCGAAAGCCGCCUCCUCUGAAACUUCCAGACUCUCCAGGAGAGGGGCCGACAGAUGUCUGCAACACCUUUACUGCGAAUAUCGUCGAUUUUUCUCUCUCCGAGGGAACAGACACCACCCUUCCAAUCCAGAAAAGCGUCUACGACAUCAUAUACGGGAGUGGACCAGAAAAGAUAAUGGAGGAAAUUCGGCGGAGUUGGGAUAUCAAGCAGCUUGAACACCAAUUCAGGUGGAUACAUCUUCCAGCAAACAAUUGGCGUUGGCUUAAGGACCUUGUGCAAAGAAUCUCUAAAGACGCGAAUAAAACAGCCGAGGAGUAUGCUCGAGUGGAAAACUUCAUAUCAGAGAACCGUCGCGAUGGUGAACAUCUGGGAGAUGCACAUUGCCGAUUUAUGAACACUGGCGUGCGCGUGAGAUACUUUACCAUCCCCAUUGCUUCGAGUCUAUCUAAAUCAUUGACUAUGUUUCAGUUUCAUCAGAUUGAUUUUACCUCUAGUAAAGAGGCAAGCAGCAUCUCCACGGAUCGGAGACAACAGACGGCGUCAAAGACAGAUGCGCCAAUCAAGAGGUCAGAACUCCCUACUCAGGAGGAACCAAACAAGCAGAAAAAAUCAAAUCUUCCUGGACCAGAACAUCAGGAGAAACGCCCCCCGAAACCCUCGGAAAACAAACAGGGCGACCUCGAAGGCACUGCCACCGCGACUGAGCACGUCGAAAAUGUUGGGUCACAAAUGUCUCGUGCCAACGCCCCCCCCUCUAACGCCACCGAACCAAGGCCCAGGGCAGGUGGAACGGGUAAUGGCGUAGUCCCCAGCGCAUCGAACGGACCAGGCAAAGGCGAGACCAACCCUGAGCAGAAGAAGCCCACCAUGGCCGCGAAAGCAGGGCAAAGCGUCGAGACGACCAAAAAAAGGGACAAAGAUAGAGUGUACGACACUAGAGGAAUGACUGGCCUGAAGGGAUCCAAAAUGGCCAUCUGGGUAAAUCGAAUCCAGAGCAAUGGCCAAAGACACUGGCGAAAUGCUAUUAGAAUGGUCCAGCAGGUGCAACAAGGUCCGGACGACUUCAAUGUUAUCAAAAAAGACAUAUUGGGCUCAAGCAUCAAUGAAGCCUUGGCACAGGUCGAGAAGGAGAAAGUCAGCCCUGGGAGGGUUAACUUCCUUUUGGACAGCUCUUGCUGCAGGACACUAUCGGCGAUCGAAGAAGUUAUUAAAACCAUUCGCGAAAAGACUGACAACGAUAGCCGCGCCAACCUCGAUGAUGAACCGAAAACCCUUGAAAGAGCCAUCGAACAACUGCGAGAGUCUACCCCAUCUCCUUCUCUGUCGGUCUUCAGAUGUCUUGAGGAUCUACAAGAGGCCGUGGAAAUCUACUCUGGAAAGCUCGAGACCAGCAAGGAGACUCAACUUCUACGAUAUUAUUUGGGUUUGUCGCCGAGGGACGAUGUCACAACUCAUCAUCUCCACGUGUCUCGGACCUUGGAUCAAUAUCACUACUCUUCAUUGCCGGACACAAGAAGACGCGACGCGGAUCAAGUGGUGCGACGCUAUCAAAAUGCCAAAUGCAGGGGGCGGCGAAGCGACGAGAAUCAACUUGACAACCAGAACGAACACAACCAGAAUGUCAACUUUUUCCGGCGCAUUCUUGACUUGCUGCGGUUAAAAUCUUCAGCCUCUGAUGGAAAAAAUACUGGAUCGGAUAUCGCCCCGCCUCCUCCAACUGGCAAACCAGAUAUGGACAGUCGAGAUUUUCGAAUGUGCAUGGUAGACCAGCUAUGGCUCUGGAUCAUUGACGACAAUCGAUGGGACCCAAAUCCAGAGGCAGGCGAAAGGGCAGAAUCUGCGACAGAAAAUGGUGAGGACCGCUUGAUUCACAGAAUAAGCAAGCACAUCAGCGAAGACAUAAGACCGCAAACUCGAACCGUAUAUGAAAUGGCAGCUUUAAUAACGUCGUUUUGUACGGAUUUCGUGGAUCAAUGCAAGGUCAAGGCUGAUGGUGGAACGGCUUCGAGCCCAUCUGAGUCCUUCCUCCAUGUAUUUGCAGACUCGAUUGGUGUUGUGAUGGACAAAGAGGUUCAAUACUUUGAAGAUUUCAGGAGAAGUAUUGCCGCUCGGCACAAGAAUACGCAAACAAACCACGACAGUCAUUCCCCCAAUCUGGAACUUCGGCUGGAGAAAGAAAUUGCGCUUCUCGAAGAGAUCAAAGAUAUACGUGACGAGCUAAACAUUCUUCGGAGCAUUUGUACUGAUCAAGAUGUUGUGCUGAAGACACUCUCCAAAUUAGCCACUAGGGGGAAGGAUUCCAAGGCAAAGGGGGUUGUCGCAAAUGAUCGGAUACUCGACUAUUACCGACAACGGAGCAACAUCGACACGCGAAUUGCGCGGAUCAAAAAGAUGCAACAAGAUGUUCGGACGGCAUACGAUGCUAUGAAUCAUCUAUUGGAUCUCAAGCAGAAGGAUGCAAACAUCCUCGAAGCUGCCGAAGCACGCAAGCAAGCAGAGGCGACGACCAAACAGGGUAGAACAAUCAUGGUCUUCACCAUCGUCACAAUUAUAUUCGUGAGACAUCUACCUGGCACCCGCUCUCCAAGUACACAUCCAGUUGGGACGACCGCUGCUCUCGCUGUUCCGUUGAUUAUCAUGGCCUUUAAAAUCAAUGAAGUCCUGGAUUUCUUUGAGAAGCGACGUCGAAAUGAAGGUGGCAACAACCACAACAACCACAAUAAGCACAAUAGCAAGCACAGCAAGGGCAAUAACAAGGGCAAUAGCAAGGAAAACAAGCAACGGGUCCAGGUCGCAGAGAAACAAACCAAUUCACACGGCCGAUAUAAUUCUCGUGUCGACCAAUUUUUCAGGCCCAAGAUGGUGGUUCCCGAAUCAGACAUAGAACAGGGGUUGGCAAACGGCGGCGAGAGGGUUUCCACGGAAGGGGGCAAGAAGUCUGGUUGA